Molecule: messenger RNA, 336 nt
Organism: Peniophora sp. CBMAI 1063
Lineage: Eukaryota; Fungi; Basidiomycota; Agaricomycetes; Russulales; Peniophoraceae
Source: the annotation of a GenBank genome assembly
AUGCUGCCUUCCAAGAACAGUACUUUCCUUGCCAUGACUCCCGCGGACUUUGAACCUGGCGGCGCAUUAUAUGUCGAGGAGAUGCUCGAACCGGGACUCGGGCCAUUUCUGGACAAUACGGCCGUGCCUGUUACUCGUGAGGACGCAUCGAGAGUACGAGACGUCUCGAGUAUUGGCUAUGCCUCCCUCGAUUACUCGAAAAUAGAGGUGAUUCAAACAGGCGAGAAGGGUCUAGGUCUAUUCACAACGGGGCCCGGAUACCGAGAAGGCGAUAUCGUUGGCCCGUACACCGGUAAAUGGCACACUGAGACAGAAAUACUGGCGACCAGCGGGUGA